AUGCGCGUAGGCCGCUCUCCCGCCCAGCCUGAGGCCGCCAUGGCGAGGGCGGCCAUGGACGGGAGCGAAGCGGUGGGCGGACGGGGGUCGUCCCCCCCGGUCCCCGGACAUUGGAGCCGCCUGCACUGGCCGCUGCUCCGGGGCUGGCGGGGCUUCUGGGAGCGGCCCUGCCAGGGGACCGGCCGGUCCUUGGCCACACCGGAAGUGGCCCCCUUGGCCGGACCGGAAGUGGCCUCCUCGGCGGGCCCCGAGCAAUGGCCGCCUGAGGAGAAGGACGACGAGGAGGAGGCAGAGGGGGCCAACGCGCUGAGGAGACUGCCCAUUGAUGUGCAGUUGUACAUUAUGUCAUUCCUUUCGCCUCACGAUUUAUGCCGGUUGGGAAGUGUAGACCGCUACUGGAAUCUGACCAUUCGAGAUCCCCUUCUGUGGCGGUAUUUCCUUUUGAGGGAUCUUCCCUCCUGGUCUUCCGUUGACUGGAAAUCUCUCCCGGAUAUACAGAUCUUAAAAAACCCCUUUCCUAAGGACAGAGAUGGGGUCCUCUCCGAUUACAUGUCCAUAUACCAAAUGAGCUGCCCUCACACAAGAAGAUGCUUGAAAUCCAGCCACCCCGUCUACGGGGCCGUCACCUCUUUUCUGCAGUCCCUGGUAAUACAUUCAGAACCCCGUUUUGCUAUGUUUGGACCUGGUUUGGAAGAGCUGAACAAUUCCUUGGUGUUGAGAAUGAUGUCUUGCACAGAGCUUUCCCCAGUUGCCGGUUUACCUCAGAGGCAGAUCGAUGGAAUUGGAUCAGGAAUCAGUUUUCAGUUGAGCAAUCAACAAAAGUUCAACAUCCUGGUAUUAUAUUCAACUACCCGAAAGGAAAGAGAUCGAGCCAGAGAAGAGCGAACAAAUGUAGUCAACAAGAUGUUCAAUCCCGAACAACCUGGGGCUGAUCAAAAGGGAGGACGCUACAGUGUGAUACCCCAAAUUCAGAAAGUGUGUGAAGUGGUGGAUGGGUUCAUCUAUGUCGCGAAUGCCGAAACUCACAAACGACAUGACCGACAAGAAGAAUUUUCUCGCAUCUCGGCCAUGACCGACGCAGCCUUUGGAUCCCAGACGAGACCCGUGCUGGUUUUAUCUUGUGUUUCCCAAGCCGACACAGAAAGGACCCCCUGCUUUUACGUCGCCCACGAACUCUGCUUGAACCAACUAGAUCGACCUUGGAUGGUGCAGGACACAGAAGCUGCAAGUUUGACCGGACUUUUGGGUGGCAUCGAGUGGCUUCUUGGCGAAGUCGAUGGCCGGCGGACGAGAUAACUGCUCGGGGCGGCUGGCUCGGGAACCCCAGGAGAAGGCUCCUAGGACCGGGGAUCAUCCAAUCUGCCACGAUGGACCCAUUGCAGCUCGAGUUGUGGGGCCCCGGGGGAGCUUAAGGGCCCCCUCAUUCCCCUCCCCUGGCCCCAGGGGGGAAAUGGGGGCCAAGUAGUCUCAGCUGCCUAAUUCUGACUCCUGGGGCUCACUGCACCCGCCAAGUUUCUCACAUUUAAUCGUCGCCUCGAAGGAAUUACGAAGGAAGCACUUGGUGCCAACUGCUGGCGCUCACGCGACUCGGUUGGACUUUGCAUUAAUCAUGUCGAUCCUUUUCCAAAUCCAGUUGUAAAUUCUUAAGUGUUAAUAAUUGCCUGGAAAGGUUCUUUCUGCCCAGCUUGUCCGGUACUGGGUUUUUCCCUGGCCAAGACAACAGAGCCCUUUCCCGUUGACUCCAUUUGUUGAAUAUUGUGGGGAUUACAGACAUGGCCAUGAGGCAAAGGCAUUUAGCACCAAUAAUCCUUCUGACUGUCUCUAUAUGUUGCCAAUUUGUACUUCCCAAGCGCUUAGGACAGUGCUCUGCACAUAGUAAGCGCUCAGUAAAUACGAUUGAUGAUGAUGAUGAUCUGAGGCAAAAAGCAGCCCCUUUAUCCUGCUUUCCAGUGCUGGGGUGGCAUAGCCCACAAUGUGUUCUGCACUGGUCAUCUCAUGUUAUGUUCUAGGCUUUAAUAAUAAUAAUGAUAGCAUUUAUUA
This is a messenger RNA of Tachyglossus aculeatus (Australian echidna), 2040 nucleotides long. It is a transcript of the gene FBXO4, whose product is annotated as F-box protein 4. The record is from RefSeq and is a predicted model, not a curated record. NCBI's taxonomy places the organism in Eukaryota, Metazoa, Chordata, Mammalia, Monotremata, Tachyglossidae. The coding region runs from base 1 to 1296 and encodes 431 amino acids. The transcript is spliced from 7 exons. Gene Ontology annotation, biological process: SCF-dependent proteasomal ubiquitin-dependent protein catabolic process; protein polyubiquitination. Gene Ontology annotation, molecular function: protein binding. Gene Ontology annotation, cellular component: SCF ubiquitin ligase complex.